Molecule: messenger RNA, 2307 nt
Organism: Anopheles funestus (African malaria mosquito)
Lineage: Eukaryota; Metazoa; Arthropoda; Insecta; Diptera; Culicidae
Gene: Vps33B
Product: vacuolar protein sorting-associated protein 33B
Exons: 2
Coding region: 83-2122 (679 amino acids)
Biological process (GO): intracellular protein transport; vesicle-mediated transport
Cellular component (GO): CORVET complex; lysosome
Source: RefSeq, a predicted model, not a curated record
GUUGCUGUCAAAUUCGCUACACCGUACUUUGUCUAUUGUUUACGUUUUAUUCACUGUACAGCAUUGCUAUCCAAGUUCGGAAAUGAAUAGUUCAUGCAGUGGAAAGUUACAUGGAUUCCGGCAGAUCGCACAAGAAAAGCUUCAGCAUGUCUUCUAUUCCAUACCAUCUGAAAAGGAUCUUAUCAUCGAGCCAGCUCUUAUCAAACCGUUGGAGCACGUGUGCGGAGCGUCCUGGCUGAGAAAGAAAGGCAUCGAUAAGAUAUAUAAAUUCGACCCCAAAAAUCCACCGCCAAAGAGGAAACAACUUGUCUACUUUAUCAACUCCAAUCUGCUUACAUUCAAAAGUGUAUUGGACCAAAUCAGUGGCUACCAGAGCCAAACGAGUAGUCUGAUGGAAGUUGAUAUACGUAACAAGCAAUACCACGUGCUGGUGAUGCCGUCGGUGCUGGCCAGUUUUGAACACUUACUGGAAGAAGAAGGUUUGCAUGGCAUAGUCGAGCUGUACAAUUUUCAAUGGGAUUUUCUGCAGCUAGAUGAUUCGAUUCUUAGCCUUGAGCUACCAGAUGUAUUUGCGGAUGUGUUCGUUCGAAAAGAUACAACACCGCUCAGUUCAAUGGCACAAAGCAUACGUAUUUUCAAUCUUGUCAUGGGAAACCCGCACAUUGUUUUUAGCCUGGGUGAGAAUGCGGAGAAAAUAGUACAAAUGGUGCUACGCAUGGAAUCAAACAAACAUAGUUCAAUGGCUUCAUCCGUGGUGGGAAAGGAGAAUAACAAAACAGAAGAAAAUGCUGGAAAGGAUCCCGAAUAUGCUGCAAUGUUGGUACUGGACCGUGAUCGAGACUAUCCCGCCUGCUUACUAACACCGGUCGUGUACUGCGGGCUACUGCUCGAAAUACAGACGCUUAAUUCCGGUUCGCUGCUAGUGGACAGCGAUAGUAAUAAAAUUAAGAUCGGUAAAUUGGCUUUCUUGCAACAGCAAGACCUAACACAGGGAUCAUCAAAGCAGGAAGCAACCAGCUUGCAAAUGAGUGGAACACAGGAUAUGAUCUAUCUCGAGAACAGAUAUCGCCACUUCUCCGAGGUCAUCAGUUUGCUUAGUUCGCAGGCCAAAACCCUCGGUUUGGAGGGGAAGGCAUAUUCGCGGGAAAUGAAGCUGCACGAAAUGAAUGACUACGUUACAAACAAGUUGCCGAAAGUUGCUGCCGCCAAGAAAGAACUGUUCAAACAUCUGCGUUUGUGCGAAACGAUCGUGGAGGAAAUUGGAGCGAAUUUCGAAAAGCAUCAAAUGAUUGAGGAAAGCAUUCUAACUAACACGAACCGAAAGCAAAUAAUGAACUACAUUCUUGAGCUUCUGAGCAGCGAUGCGCACAAGUACAACACAUUGCGGCUAAUCUGUUUGUACCACGUUACGAUAGGUUUGAGCGGUGAAGAUAUGACGAAGCUAAUGACGGCUUAUUUAAAUGCGUUCGGUUAUCGUUACCUAGCCGUAUUUUCUAAUCUGUUCCAGGCACGCCUGUUUCCUGACACAACGAAUCUCAGCAAAACGAAAAUCCUUUCACAAAUCUCUAUUCCCACCCUGAAGACACCAUUUCAGAUCGAAGCGAACAAAUUGAAACAGCUUCCGACGGACUCUAACGAAUCUGUUCCGACUGCAGGGAGCGGCCGUGACGCUGGCCUAGCAGGUGUAAAACCGGGUCAGAUAAAUGUCGGAAAAACCUGUGCUAGUUACGUCUUCAACGGUAAUUACAUUCCAUUAGUAGCACAGCUAGCGCAUAUGAUAUUCGCCGCGCCCAGCUUCGACAAUCUCAACACCAGAUUAGGCCACCUAGAGCGAUUGAAGGUAUUCGGACGAGUACUACAAAGAAACAAUCAAGGAUCAGUUGAUACAUAUGCUACACCUAAAACAAUUAAGGAACUGGCGACCAGCUGUCAUAAAGCAGCAUUAAAUCAGUUGUUUCCGUUGAAGGAGAAAACGAUGUUCAUCUUUAUUGUUGGUGGGAUUACUUAUGCGGAAAUAGCUGCAUGCCACUUGCUCGAGCAGACGAUAGGAGCUAAAAUUGUGCUUUCCUCUGAUCGCAUCAUUGCUGGGCAUGAUCUGAUAGAAAGUGUAAUUAGUUGUUAAUACUUGCCAUUGCAAACAUAAUUGUAAAAGAACCGAUGUCUCUUAUGUCUUCUCUAUGUCAUUACUCUAUUACGCAUAUACAGGCACGAUAACGUUUAAUAAGGACAACAGAUGAGCGUCAAUUUGUCACGUCAAAAGUGGAAAUAAAUAUACAGCUACAUAUAAAAAACGUGUAAAUUCCAAAA